This is a messenger RNA of Prorocentrum cordatum, 462 nucleotides long. The record is from the annotation of a GenBank genome assembly. Lineage: Eukaryota; Dinophyceae; Prorocentrales; Prorocentraceae.
AUGGUGUAUUUCAUGCUGUUCGGAGAGCUUCCCUACAUACCGCAGGAGGUCACCCCGAAGGCGGCGAUGGCGGCCACCCGGGCGGGAGUACCCGAGCCGAGGUAUUUGACGACUGCGCAUCGGAUUCGGGGCAGCGACGGCACGAGCUUCUGCAGGGACCUUCUGCAGCGCGAGCCGACCCAGCGCUGCAGUGCAACUGGCGCCUUGGGGCAUCCUUACUUCAACGCUAUGUUUGAUGCGAAGAAGGGCCCUGCCAUGAUCGACACGCAGAAGCACGCUGGCUCCGUUCGAGUCCGCCAUGCUGGAGUCGGUCGGCGAGAGCGAGUGCUCUUCGAGUUUCAGCGAGCUGGGCGACUCGGACGACGUUGUGUCGCUGGGUUUGUCCACCGGCGCCUGAUAACGCGUGCUCACCGCCGUUGCCGGCAACCCGGGCUGGGAGCAGCUUCGUCUAGCAGCUCUUAG